Messenger RNA from Cajanus cajan (pigeon pea), 561 nucleotides. RefSeq lists its product as uncharacterized. The record is from RefSeq and is a predicted model, not a curated record. NCBI's taxonomy places the organism in Eukaryota, Viridiplantae, Streptophyta, Magnoliopsida, Fabales, Fabaceae. Gene Ontology annotation, biological process: defense response to other organism.
AUGGCUACUAGAGGCUUCAAAAUUUGCUUGGUUGUGUCACUACUCUUCUUGGUCACUGUUACCAUUCUUAUUGUGAGUUUAUCUUUCACCAUCUUUAAACCCAAAAACCCUGACAUCACUGUCCACCCUCUUGGCCUUGAAAACUUUGACAUUUCCCUUUUACCCAAUUUGACCAUAAACGUGAGUGUAGGCAUGGUAAUCACUAUCCAGAAUCCAAAUUAUGGAAGCUUCGAGUUCACAAAUUCCACAGGUUAUGUCAAUUUUCAUGAUACCGUAAUAGCCGAAGUUCCAAUAGAUGCAGAGUUAGUCCCUGCACGUAGCCAAAUUAAUGUGAGCACUUCAGCAGAUUUUAUGGUAGCAAAGUUGGUCAAUGAUCCAAGUUUUUGGUCAGAUGUUGUACAUGGAACUUUGAUUUUCACAUCAACAGCUACACUACCUGGGAAAGCGCGUAUGUUCAACAUUAUCAAAUUAAAGGCCACGGCUUAUAGCUUGUGUGACAUCUCUUUUAACAUAAGCUCUAAGGACGUUGAUACCAAUUGCAUAUCCAAAGUCAAGCUUUAA